Messenger RNA from Dimorphilus gyrociliatus, 2201 nucleotides. The record is from the annotation of a GenBank genome assembly. NCBI's taxonomy places the organism in Eukaryota, Metazoa, Annelida, Polychaeta, Dinophilidae.
GUCACUUUGUCAUUCGACGUCACUUAAAGCGUCUACUGUCAAUAUGAUGAGCGAAUUGUUCGGAUCAGGAUUUGAAAAUUCAGCUUUGUUAACGGCUAGACCGGAUUUAGUUGCGGAUAUGCCGAAGCAUUCAACAAAUGCGCAACAUCCGCCGCCGUUAAUGAAACCGGAUUCAUUCUAUUCUGGAAUGGGAAGUCACGGCCCAACAGGAAAUUCCGGAGAUCUACCUGUUUCAAGGUCUCAGCAUCAGAUGCACCAUUUUCAAACUCAUUAUAUGGGAAAUUCUGGUAUGCAUGAUCAAGCAAUGCUCGAUCAAUUAGGGGCUGUUGCUAACUCUCUUCCAGCUCCUCAUCUAAGCGAUCAUAUGCAACAUCAAAUGAUGUAUUCCCAGGCCUAUAGUACCCAAGCCCCUCAUCCUGUUGGACACGCUUCUUUCGGAGCUCCUCCCCAUUCUUCAAUUUCUCAUUCUGCUAUUCAGGAAUUGGAUUGCGAUCCAAGAGAGUUAGAAGCCUUUGCCGAGCGUUUUAAACAAAGGAGAAUAAAAUUAGGGGUUACUCAAGCUGACGUUGGAAAGGCUUUGGGUAAUUUGAAAUUGCCUGGUGUCGGCUCUCUCAGUCAGAGUACAAUCUGUAGAUUUGAGUCUUUGACUUUGAGUCAUAACAAUAUGAUCGCUCUUAAACCAGUUUUAGCUGCCUGGUUAGAUGAGGCUGAGAGGCAAGCUCGCGAAAACAACGUAACAAGAGAAAUAUUUCAUUCGGCGGCCGACAGAAAGAGAAAGCGAACAUCUAUUGCAGCUCCGGAAAAAAGAUCUUUGGAAGCUUACUUCGCCGUUCAACCAAGACCUUCCGGUGAGAAAAUAGCUCAAAUCGCAGAUAAGUUGAGCUUAAAAAAGAGCGUUGUUCGAGUAUGGUUUUGCAAUCAACGCCAGAAGCAAAAAAGGAUGAAGUUCGCUGCUUUGGGUCACCUUUCUAAUCGUUGAGGGAGAGCACUAAACAUUUUUAUCUUUAAAUUGUUUCUUUUACUUUGUUUUAUCAAUCAUAAAAAACCUACUUAAAAAUUAAAUACCCUUUUUUUUUUAACAAUAUGGUCUAAUUAAUAAGGUUAUAAUGCUAUCACAGAAAAUUAUCUUUGUGCGACUAUACUUGUAUAUUCAUCUUUCCUUUCAUUAUUAAAAUUGUAGUGCCUUGUUAUUGUAUCAGUCCUAAAGCCCGUCCAAGUUCUAUUCAAGUUAAACAAUUGGGAUUGCCGUGUAUACUUAUCUUUUAUUUUGUAAAUAUAUCGAAAAUGGUCACUUAUGCAUUUUUAUGUACUUUCAUAUAGAAUAAAUACAGGUACAUAUUACGUCGGAGAUAACAUGAAUAAUAAACAUUUUUGGGUUGUAUUUCUAAUGUUAACAAUAGAAAAUCAAUAGCUUUAUGCCAUACUAAAAGUUAGCUCUAACUUAAAUAUGAAUAACAAAAACUGGAAUGUAGUUGAAAAAUUAUCGGCGAUUGAUUAUGAUAGAUAUAUCACGUAGAUGGCGUCUUGUACGUAGAAUAUUCAAAUGAGAUAUGAAAAGAUACUAAUAAUUUUUACUUUUAUUUCACAUCUAUUGAGUAAAUUCUAUGAAUAUCAGUUUCGUUACAAUUUCAAACAUAAGAUGAUAAUGAUACAAAUGGUAUUAAUAGCUAAAGAAAAGAUAACAAAAAUGAUAAAAAUAUUACAUAACAAAGUAAUAUUUAAAGUAUAGUUUCUUUUAGAACAAUACAUUAAAAGGAAUGUUAAACUUACCACAACGACUUAUUUAUUAUCAUUGAAUGUUAAGAUUAUCCUUUAAGUAAUUUCAUAGAUUAAAAGCAAAUCUUAGGUUAAAACUUAUGCAUCAACUGUCUUUCGAAUGUGUUUUUUUCUCUCUGCUCCUCUAUUUAACGAAGAAUCAUACCUAUUUAAUAAUCUAAAUCAUAUUGUAAUGAUAAUAAAAUAAAGUAUCUUAACUAUUCGUUAUUUAUAAUAAUCCGAAAAGGUGUUUUUAAUUAUGCAGGUUUUAAUAGAUUCCCAUGAUUAAACAGUUAGAAAUAUUUAAAAUCAAUUCUUACUAACUAUAAAUUAUAAAAAAUUUCACAACCAUUUUCUAUUAUAUCUUAAUUUAUUCGAUUUUAUUUAUUUAAUAAAUAUCUAUUAAAAUCUAAAAUAUUAAUUAAUUAUUUGACUUAUUUAGUUAA